Molecule: messenger RNA, 6135 nt
Organism: Amblyraja radiata (thorny skate)
Lineage: Eukaryota; Metazoa; Chordata; Chondrichthyes; Rajiformes; Rajidae
Gene: ptprt
Product: protein tyrosine phosphatase receptor type T
Exons: 33
Coding region: 651-5000 (1449 amino acids)
Biological process (GO): protein dephosphorylation
Cellular component (GO): membrane
Molecular function (GO): protein binding; protein tyrosine phosphatase activity
Source: RefSeq, a predicted model, not a curated record
AGAUGAGGUCCAUUCACCGAGAGGCAUCAGUCUCUAGAUUUAGUUGGAAGCUAGCUGUCUGUGUAAAGAGCGUGUCUCGCUUGUUACAAUGGACGUCAGUCACAGCCAAACACAAAUGAAAUAUUAAAUAUUCACGUCGUGCAAUAUCAGUCAAUCAAUCUGCUUCCCGGCAGGAGGUGAGCAGCGCCUGAUCAUUCUCCGUGUAACUCUCUCCCCCCCCAUCCCCUCCCCUGGUCGAGCGCGUAUAGACGCCCUCUGCUUUCAACAGAUGCACCACUUCCCCGAGUGAAACUGGGCUCCCUAUCUGUCCCCCGCCGUUUGGGAUUGGAUGUGAACAGCGAGCGAGCGGGCUGGCUUGUGCAGACGUGAGAGGGAGAGGGGAGGGAGAGGGGAAGGCAGGGGGAGACAGAGAGAGACACAGAGAGAGUGGGAGCCAGAGAGAGAGACGGGGAGAUCCAGGACUCUCGGUCACUACUUGAGGAGCAGCAGCGCGGGGCUCAGGAGCGGUGGUCCAGGCUCCGGGAACCGAGCGCACACCGGGCACUGGACACUGGACACCGGGCACUGGACACCGGGCACCGGACACCGGGCACCGGGCACUGGACAGCGGACCCACGCCACAACGUGAUGCGAGGAGCAGGCGGCCGGACAUGAGCGCGCUUCUGAUCGCCCUCUCGCUACUGGGGCACCUGGUGCUGGGGGCAGCGGGACAGGUGUUUGCAGGCAGUUGCUCAUUUGAUGACCAUUACAGCAACUGUGGAUACAUCCUGGCCCUUGGGACCAAUGGAUUCAACUGGGAGCAGAUCAACACCUGGGAAAGGCCGUCCCUGGACCCAUCGGUGCCAACAGGGACGUUCAUGAUGGUGAACAGCUCUGGGCGUCUGUCGGGACAGAAGGCCCACCUGAUGCUGCCCAUACUAAAGGAGAACGACACACACUGCGUUGACUUCCACUACUUUCUGUCGAGCAAGGAUCGAUCCAGUCCAGGGGUUCUGAAUGUCUUUGUCAAAGUUAACGGUGGACCUCCGGGAAACCCGGUGUGGAAUGUAUCUGGGCUCAUUACUGAAGGUUGGAUUAAGACGGAGCUGGCCAUCAGCACCUUCUGGCCCAACUUCUAUCAGGUCAUCUUUGAGUCAGUUGCUUCAAAGGACCAUCCUGGAUACAUUGCCAUCGAUGAGGUUCGAGUACUCGCUCACCCCUGCCGGAAGGCUCCUCACUUUCUCCGUCUCCAGAAUGUGGAAGUGAAUGCGGGUCAGAACGCCACAUUCCAAUGCAUCGCUGGUGGGAAGUGGUCCCAGCACGACAAGCUAUGGCUGCAGCAAUGGAAGGGCAAGGAUACGGCCCUGAUGGUGACCAGGGUGGUGAAUCACAGGCGGUUCUCGGCCACCAUCAGUGUGGCAGAUACAUCCCAGAAGACCACCAACAAAUACCGAUGUGUGAUCCGAUCGGAAGGGGGCUCCGGAGUGUCCAAUUAUGCAGAACUAAUUGUGAAAGACCCGCCCACGCCCAUCGCGCCCCCUGAGCUGCUGGCAGUGGGAGCAACGUACCUGUGGAUCAAACCCAACGCCAACUCCAUCAUCGGCGAUGGCCCCAUCAUCCUCAAGGAGGUGGAGUACCGCACCACGUCCGGCAACUGGGCCGAGACCCACAUCGUGGACUCGCAGACCUACAAACUCUGGCACCUCGACCCCGACGUGGAAUACGAGAUCAGGGUGCUCCUCACCAGACCCGGAGAUGGGGGGACGGGACCACCGGGACCCCCGCUGACCACCCGCACCAAGUGCGCAGAUCCCGUCCAUGGACCUCAGACGGUGGAGGUUGUCGACGUGCGUUCUCGCCAGCUGACCAUUCACUGGGAGCCCUUUGGUUACGUGGUCACCCGCUGCCACAGCUACAACCUGACGGUGCUGUACCAGUACGUGCUGGGACUGCGCGAGUACACGGCGGAGGAGCUGAUGCAGACGUCGUCUCACUACACGCUGCGCGGGUUGCAACCCUACACCACCGUCAAGCUGCGACUCGCUCUCACCAACCCGGAGGGAAGGAAAGUCAGCGAUGAGAUCGUGAUACAGACAGAGGAGGAUGUCCCAGGUCUGGUGCCCAUGGAAUCGAUUCAAGGAGGUCCAUUUGAAGAGAAGAUCUAUCUCCAAUGGAAGCCACCAAACGAAACCAACGGGAUCAUCACUCUCUAUGAGAUAACCUACAAGGCUGCUGGAUCCUUUGACCCGAAUGUGGAACUCUCGAGCCAGAGAGGACGAGUGUUCAAGCAGCGGAACGAGACGCACCACUUGUUUGUUGGGCUUUACCCGGGCACCACGUACUCAUUCACCAUCAGAGCCAGCACCGUGAAAGGCUUCGGGCUCCCCAUCACCAACCACAUCACCACAAAAAUCUCAGCCCCAUCGAUGCCUCUGUACGACACAGACGCCCCUCUGAAUGAGACGGACACCACAAUCACGGUCCUGCUGAAACCGGCGCAGUCUCGAGGAGCCCCUGUCAGUGCCUAUCAACUGGUUGUUAAAGAGGAGCGUUCGCAAAAGGCCAGGAGAGCUGCGGAUAUCGCCGAGUGUUUCCCUGCGCCGAUCAGCUACAAGAACGCCUCGCUCCUCGACGCUCUGCAUUACACGGCUGCUGAGCUGAAGCCCGGGAACCUUCCCGUGUCUCAGCCCUUCACCAUCGGUGACAACAAGACCUACAACGGCUACUGGAACCCACCCCUCUCCUCCGUGAAAAGCUACAGCAUUUACUUCCAGGCUGUCAGCAAAGCAAACGGGGAGACCAAAGUCAGCUGCUUAAGACUGGCGACAAAAGGUAGGAUACAGAUAACAACACCAUACAUUCUUGUCAUCCCAAGCGCAGGAGCGUCCACGCAGAACUCCAAUACAGUGGAGCCGGAAAAGCAGGUGGACAACACGGUGAAGAUGGCGGGCGUCAUCGCGGGCAUCCUGAUGUUUAUCAUCAUCAUGCUCGGCGUCACGCUGAUCGUUAAAAAACGGAGGAGUGCUUAUUCCUACUCAUAUUACCUGAAACUUGCCAAGAAACAGAAGGAGACGCAGAGCGGCACACAGCGCGAAAUGGAGUCGGUGGUGACGGCCACAGACAAAAGCUGCAGCAAGCAGAGAGACGAGACACUGGCAGCAGAACAGCUGACUCCCAGUGCCGUAUUGGGCAGCAACCGUGAAGAGAUGAUCCAGCCGACACGAGUCGUGCAAACACACUCGCACAGGAACUGCGAGCCCGUGGAGAUGUCCUAUCAGGCUGGCCAGCUCCAACCGGCCAUCCGGGUGGCCGACCUGCUGCAGCACAUCACGCAGAUGAAGUGUGGCAAAGGUUACGGCUUUAAAGAAGAAUAUGAGAGUUUACCGGAAGGGCAGUCAGCAGCCUGGGACACUGCCAAGAAAGAGGAGAACCGCUCGAAGAACAGAUAUGGCAAUAUCAUUGCAUAUGAUCAUUCUCGAGUACGACUUCAGCUGCUGGAAGGCGACCCUCAUUCAGAUUAUAUCAAUGCCAACUACAUUGACGGAUACCAUCAGCCUCGUCACUACAUAGCAACACAAGGUCCAAUGCAGGAAACUGUUAAAGAUUUUUGGAGAAUGAUAUGGCAGGAGAAUUCACCCAGUGUCGUCAUGGUAACUAAUCUGGUGGAAGUGGGAAGGGUGAAAUGUUGCAGGUAUUGGCCGGACGACACGGAGCUGUACGGUGAUAUCAAGGUGACGCUGGUGGAGUCUGAGCCCUUGGCCGAGUACGUCAUCCGGACUUUCACUGUCCAGAAGAAAGGUAACCAUGACAUUCGGGAGAUUCGACAGUUCCACUUCACCAGCUGGCCUGACCAUGGAGUGCCCUGCUUUGCCACCGGCUUAUUGGGCUUUGUACGACAAGUCAAGUUCCUGAAUCCAAACGAGGUUGGCCCCAUUAUCGUGCACUGCAGUGCGGGUGCUGGACGGACGGGCUGCUUCAUAGCCAUCGACAUCAUGCUGGACAUGGCGGAUAGUGAAGGAGUCGUGGAUGUGUAUAACUGCAUCCGGGAGCUGCGAUCACAGCGGGUCAACAUGGUGCAGACCGAGGAGCAAUAUGUCUUUGUACACGAUGCCAUUCUCGAGGCGUGUCUGUGUGGGAACACGGCCAUACCUGUCUGUGAGUUCCGAGCUAACUUCUACAACAUCACGAAGGUGGACCCACAGACCAACUCCAGUCAGAUCAAAGAUGAGUUUCAGACGCUGAAUAUCGUCACCCCUCGUGUCCGAGCCGAAGAUUGCAGUGUGGGGCUGUUGCCGCGCAACCACAACAAGAACCGCAACAUGGAUGUACUCCCCCCGGAUCGCUGCCUGCCCUUCCUCAUUUCUGUUGAUGGAGAAACCAGUAACUAUAUCAAUGCAGCACUUAUGGACAGCCACAAACAGCCCGCUGCCUUUAUCGUCACCCAGCACCCGUUGCCAAACACUGUCACUGACUUCUGGAGAUUAGUGUUUGAUUAUCACUGCUCAGCCAUCGUCAUGUUGAAUGAACUCGACGCCGCGCAGCUCUGCAUUCAGUACUGGCCAGAGAAGAGCUUGUGUUGUUAUGGCCCCAUUCAAGUGGAAUUCAUCUCCGCAGACUUUGAAGAGGAUAUAAUUGUUCGUGUCUUUCGGAUCUACAACAUGGCACGGCCUCAGGAUGGCUAUCGCAUCGUGCAGCAGUUCCAGUUCAUUGGCUGGCCUUCCUACAGGGACAUCCCCAUGUCCAAGCGGUCUUUCCUGAAGCUGAUCAAACGUUUGGAGAAGUGGCAGGAAGAGUACAGCGGUGGUGACGGGCGUACAGUGGUGCACUGUUUUAACGGCGGUGGGCGCAGUGGAACACUCUGUGUUGUCCGCAGUAUUUGUGAGAUGAUUCAUCAACAGAAUAUAAUAGAUGUUUUUCACACCGUUAAAACACUACGGAACAACAAAUCCAACAUGGUGGACACGCUGGAGCAAUACAAAUUCUGCUACGAUGUGGCCUUGGAUUACUUGUGUUCCUUUUGACGAUGAGAAGAGUUGCCAGGGUAACGCAGUGACAUUUUGGGCAAAGAAGCCUUCUCUGACUUGUGGAAAAGUGCUCGUCCAGAAGACCUUUGUAUAACUCUGUGCGUUCAAACCCUUGGGGAGGCAGGAACGAGGGUGAACACGGCAUCUCCUGCCCACAGGACUACCCGCAAUGGCCAAGGAUCACUCCAGACUUUAUGGGAGUUCCACAUUUGCCAGAGGUUCUGACGUAUUCAGUUUGAAUUUUGAUUUUUGCCAGCUGUACAUUUUGUUGGUUGUCCUUGUGUUACAUUUGUUGAAACGACACUAUUAGCCAAGUAUGGCUUAGUUUUAUUUAGCAUUUCCUGGUAACCCGUAUCAGAAAUGCUAAUUAAGACUGGGCAAUGAUAUUCCUGUUAGACGUUUGUUGUGUUGACGUUGAUGUUCCCAAAGGCAGCAGGUUGACAUUGGAGAGGCACAGUUUGGAGGGAACCAAUUAUUUUGUGAAAACAAGCCUCUAAAAUGUCCUUCUAACUUUCAAGCAACUUUCAACUGGUCUUCAGGCACCUGACCUAUAAACAGAGUAAGCCAUUGUUUGAUCACUUGUGACUGAGACAAUUGAAGGUUCAUCUUAAUAAUCUGUGAUGUGUCCAGUGUAGAAAGUGUUCUUGAAGUUGUGUGGUUGCAGCUUAGAAUACUUCUGGGAAAUAUAUGUAAAACACUUUGGCAUUUUUCUUUACAAUUUAUUUCAUACAGAAUGAGUUAUGGAUCAUGUGUACAAUUUUGUUCAGCAUUCUAUUUCCCUUUCUGUGACUUUACUGAAAGAGAUAUCACACAAAUACUCACCUGUCAGUCCCAGGUGUGUGAAGUUGUUAUCAACCACUAAGGCACAAUGUUAAAAUGUUUGCUUUAAGCUCCAAAAUCAACUGGUUAUUUACUGCAAAAUAGGAUGGGGUGCAUUAGGGAGCAGUGAUUUAUAUAUGAGAUUAAAAGCUGAAUUGCAUAGAAACUGGAAAUCUGGAAUGAAAAACAGGACCUCUUAAAAAUGUACCAAACUAAAGUGGUUAAAAAAAAAAGUGAUACAAAGAACUGCAGAUGCUGGUUCACAAAAUAACACACAAAGUGCUGGAGUAACUCAGCGGGCCAGGCAGCAUUU